UCAGCCAAUUGCGUUGCGAGUCGUGGUGCAGUUGCAGUACUUGGAAACUUUAGCGCUGUCACAGCGUUCAGAAAAACGGGAAAAACGAUCAGCUGUUCUGCGGUUGAUGUAACUUUGGGACAGAAAGCAGUAGCGGGUCUGAUCACAGGCAUGGCAUCAGCUCAGUCAGUGUUCACAGUGGUUGUGAGCAUUCUUUUCAUUACAGAGCUGAUUCUGGCCGAGAAAGACUACUACGAGAUCCUGGGUGUACCUAAAGAUGCAUCUGACCGGCAGAUCAAAAAAGCUUUCCAUAAAUUAGCCAUGAGGUAUCACCCUGAUAAAAACAAAAGCCCUGACGCAGAGGCAAAGUUCAGAGAGAUCGCCGAGGCAUAUGAAACAUUAUCAGAUGACAAUCGGAGAAAGGAGUACGAUCAGAUGAGGAGCAGUCCGUUCUCCAGAGAGAGUCCGAGAGGAGGCAGUGACCACUUCCAUCAACAUUUUAGCUUCAACUUCGAUGAUAUAUUCAGAGACUCAGACAUGUUUGGAAACAAUCCUCAUUUGCAUAAUAAAAGACAUUUCGAGAGCCCCUUUCAGGCCCACGAAGGAGCACGUCACAGGCACAGGAAGCACUUCCAGCACUCUUCCGGUGGUGGCCUAUUUGAUGAUAUGUUUGAGGAUAUGGAGAGGAUGUUCUUCUUUAAUGGACACCAGACUCAGACUAAGAGCAGGUUUCACGGUUCCAGCAGGCAGCACUGUAGGACUGUCACACAGCAGAGGGGGAACAUUGUCACAACAUACACCGACUGCUCUUGAGUUAAUGUGCACACGGGAAUGUCUUUUGGUUGUGUUGACUGAAACUGUAAUUAAUUUUGUUGUGCUUUUUUGUGUUUUGGAUCAGUUCUGAUGACCCCCUAUAAAAUCGUCUGCAAGAAUCAAAAAUUUUUUGGGCAUAACAUCCUCAGUUUAGGGAUCAUAAGUCUGACUUUAUACAAAAUUUACCUUCUAUAACAUUAAUAAUGUUAUUAAAAGUAAACAUUAACACUUAUUGACUGUGAACACGAUGACCUCAUAUGGCAAAAAAAAUAUGUUUUCAGAUAUAUUUUAAAUAUAUUUCAAAAUGAAAAUCAUGUUAUAGUUGACCAUAUUAUAUAUUUUGAGUCUAAACUUAUUUACUUAUGUUGUUAAAAAAAAUAAACAUUUUGCAUUUAAUCAAAAUGCAUAUUAAAAUAAUACAUUUAUUUUACUUGAAGUACAUUUUGUACUACGGUUUGGCAUUUUUAAGGUUUGAAUUCAUUUGAAAAAUAUACUUCCUUAUGCCUGUAAAUUUGGCCAAAACCAAAAAGAAUAUAUAGUCAAUAUAGUGGGGUUAAAACACCACUUUAAUUGUUGAUUAUUUAUAAUCUCUUAUUUAGCUAUCUUUUUAUUUGUUAUGAAGUCAAGAUUUAGGGUCCUUAAAAGCAUUUUUAGUUUUUAGGGUAAAGUGCUUCCACAUUUGUUUACAUCCGAUGCCUUUAAAACACAAAAUUGC
Molecule: messenger RNA, 1507 nt
Organism: Carassius carassius (crucian carp)
Lineage: Eukaryota; Metazoa; Chordata; Actinopteri; Cypriniformes; Cyprinidae
Product: dnaJ homolog subfamily B member 9-like
Exons: 3
Coding region: 151-792 (213 amino acids)
Cellular component (GO): endoplasmic reticulum
Molecular function (GO): protein-folding chaperone binding; misfolded protein binding
Source: RefSeq, a predicted model, not a curated record